UUAAGACCGAAAUCAUCAACUCAGACAUUUGUCUUGUGUGAAUUAAAAAUCAUAAUCGAAUCAUAACGGAAAAACAAACUCAAUUAAAAUGGCCAAACUUGGAUUGUUGUUCAUCGCAGUUUUCUGCAUCGUUCAAUUAACAUCGGCAGCUCGUGUUCCUCGUGAAAAUACUGAAACAACCACUGAAUCAUUCUCCGAUAAAGUUGCAGCAGGACUUAACAUUGCUGAACAACAACUCAAGAGUUUGUUUACGAAGGAAAAUGCUGACAAAGCGGCUCAGGCAAUUUCGACCGGUGCCAAUAGCGCUUACAAAAGUGCACAAACCGCUUUCGAUGAGCUAACAACUGGAUUGAAGCAGUUUAGCGAUGAUCUUCAAAAAGAACAAAAGAAAGAUUAGAUGCGCUGGAAGCGGGCCAUUUCAAGCAGCAAGCGAGAGAGCGAGAAAGAGAAUUUACAUUACUUUUACAAAAUAACUCAAAUCUGAAGGGGGAAUUCAGUUUGUUUCUUUGUAUUUUCUCGAAUUAAAAUAAUAAAAACACUUUCACUGCUGAUGGC
Sitodiplosis mosellana (orange wheat blossom midge) is the source of this 555-nucleotide messenger RNA. RefSeq lists its product as uncharacterized. The coding region runs from base 89 to 397 and encodes 102 amino acids. The record is from RefSeq and is a predicted model, not a curated record. The transcript has 3 exons. NCBI's taxonomy places the organism in Eukaryota, Metazoa, Arthropoda, Insecta, Diptera, Cecidomyiidae.